AUGACUGGGAUAUUUCAAAGGGAUCUGGAAUUAUUUGAUGCCCUUGCAAACUGUUUGCCCCUUCUCGAUAUCUUUCCACUCAAGUUGUCAACUCAGAUAAUAGCCCCCAAUGGCAAGAUUGACGAGAUCCAUGUAAUCGGAUGGUUCAUCCGGACGUCAGGAACAAGAGACCAAGAGACCAAGAGACCAAGAGACCAAGAGACCAAGAGACCAAGAGACCAAGAGACCAACAAAUUUCCCAUUCCCGACGAUUCGACCACCCUUAUUAACAUUGCAACAUGGCCUCCUCCCUCCAUAGCUACCUACCUAGUACCUACUAGGUAUUCACUUGGAGCACCUUUCCGCCCGGAUCUCUUCCUUUCUCACACUCCCUACCAAACGUUUCAUUAA
This is a messenger RNA of Botrytis deweyae, 390 nucleotides long. RefSeq lists its product as uncharacterized. The transcript has a single exon. The coding region runs from base 1 to 390 and encodes 129 amino acids. The record is from RefSeq and is a predicted model, not a curated record. NCBI's taxonomy places the organism in Eukaryota, Fungi, Ascomycota, Leotiomycetes, Helotiales, Sclerotiniaceae.